This is a messenger RNA of Blastomyces dermatitidis ER-3, 3685 nucleotides long. RefSeq lists its product as uncharacterized. The record is from RefSeq and is a predicted model, not a curated record. Gene Ontology annotation, biological process: regulation of Golgi organization. Lineage: Eukaryota; Fungi; Ascomycota; Eurotiomycetes; Onygenales; Ajellomycetaceae. Gene Ontology annotation, cellular component: cytosol. Bases 123 to 2186 code for a protein of 687 amino acids. The transcript has 8 exons.
CCGCGGUUGAGCGCUCUGCUCCUGGGGAUAAUGAACGCCAUUCGAUUCCCUGGAUCUUAUUCGUUCACCAUUAAUAGACGUUGACAAUACACAACCGUCGGGCAUCCUCUUCCCCAAAAAUCAUGGAAGCUUCUCCUCUGACGCAGCAAUCCAGACCGGACACCUUCCAGCCAAAGAUCGUCAAGCUAUACGAAACUCUAUUUCUUAAUCCUGAAUAUGCGGAACCGUCAGAAGGUUUCUGGAGAGAGUUCUUUCUUCUCCCACCGGAGAGGGUCCGCCUGAGCCAGAUACUGGACGGUAUCAGUCCUGAUGAAAUCUUGCAAAUCCACUUUCACACUCAACAGCUGUUCUCCAGGGCCGUAAAGGAGGCAGCUUCUGGAAAAUCUCCAUCAAAUCUACAGGCUCUAGAGACCUUGACAACUCUCUUAGGUGGCGUCUUAACUAAGAAGUACACCAACCCGAGUUCUGAUAUCAUCACUGUUCUCGCUGGCAUUGACGAAGUCGACCAUGUUAUCGCUGACUUUGUCGCUGCCCUGGACGGGAUCAUACGUAAUGGAGCCACCUCCGAGAUCCGUAUUAAGGCUGUUGAAGCCGCGAUAUCAAUGACCAGCGGCGGGUAUAAAACAAGUCUUAUAUCCUAUUUUAUGCAUAGGGAUAUUUUUCCAGCCCUGAUGAAGUUUGUGCAUGAUUCAGAUACCCGCACUCAAAUCUUUGAACCAUUUGUGCUUCUAGGGCUUCUAUCAAACUACAACAAGUUUGAAUUCCAGAACCCGUACCAGCUACGACUUGAUGACUUUGUAAAUGAAUCAACCAUUCAGAAAAUAGUCAAUGGAGCUGGUGCGACAUGCACUGCCUUGCGGAACGGGUACGUUGCCGUCCAGGAUGAUCUUCCUGAGGGUUGGAACUUGAGUUCAACCUUGGCCUUCUUUGGCCUUGGGGUUCUGGCGCCUAGUCGCAGAGCUAAGACGCCGUUGACUCCGGAAGAGGCUAAAGCACGCUUUGGAGUUCUUCCCUGCCCCGAAGCGACUAUAUUACUUGCGAUAUACGAUUUCAUCAAUGCGAAUAAGCUGUUUGCUUUCAGUUUUGUCUCAUUCAUGCCAGAAAAGCGCUCUGAAGAAUCACCGUUUUCAAGUUUCCUCUCACUUACCUCGUAUCUCCUCCAACAUGCAUAUCGAUCGCCAAGAGUUACUCUUUAUGCGGAGACUACCUUGUUUUCACUUCGCAUACUCGUGGAAGAGCCGUUUCUAUGUAAACAGAUCUGUAGCGAGGAGAUGAAGCGCCCUAUACGGCUUUGUCGCCAACGAGCACCUUACCUUCCCUUGAUACAGGGAGAAAGGAUCCUCGCAACCGUCAUCUUCGACAUCAUGAUAGAUACUAUUAACCAUAACCUCCGCAGGGAACUCGACGUCGCCUUAUAUUGUCACACAAUCUCCAUCCUUCUCCGUCUCCUUACUUAUGUCUCCUCAAACCAAACACGUCUCGCAUAUCACUGGUCCGAGCUCUGGCGGACCCUGCUCACCCUCACCCGUUUCAUGACGACUUACGCCAAGGACCUCACCUCAAACCCUCAAAUCCACAACCUCGCCACCUCCCUGAUUGAUCUAAUCGCCUUUUGCAUAUCCGCUGGCGACACCUUCCUCCCAGACCCGGCGUCCUAUGACGACCUAUUUUACAAGGUCGUCGAGACAGGACCCAUCCUCGCCCGCUUCAAAGAUACAUACGAACGCUCCCUUUCCUCCUCCUCACCAGCAGCCCUCUCAGCCUCCACUGACUCCGCCACACCCUCAAUAGACACCCUCAUCAGCGUCGCCUCCCACUUCCACUCCCUCCUCUUCCUCGCCGAUAAACCCAAGGACACAAAAACAGCAACACAAACACCCACCUCCCCAACCACCAGCACCGAAAUCCUCGCCACCGGCAAGAAGAAAAAUCUCAGUCCGCGCGAAGUCCACCAGAUCAUCAAGCAAGGGUAUGAUACGCUGAGCAUCCGGUCGCAGGAAGGGCUGAACCUGUGGGAGAAGUGGAGGGAGGCGGAUUGGAAAGCGGAGUUGAAGCGGAUUGCGCGCUGCGCGGUUGAGGAUGCGAGGAUUGUGGUUGUGUCGAAGGCGGAGCAGACGCCGGUCCUUGUGGAUACGAGUGUAGGCGGUGGAGGAGGGGGAGGUGGUGGUGGUAAGCAAGUCAAGUAAGACUUGCGUCGUUGUGUCCGGGGACGUUCGUGCGCACCCAAUCCAUGUUUGGCACUGAGUGCUACAUUUUCCGUGUUUCGCGGUUUUAAGAUUUUGUCUUCUCGUAUGUGCAAGUUUGCGAUGAGAAGCCGGUUGUUAUACUCAGGGUUUAUUUUGUGGUUUACAAUUCUGUCUUACGCGCUGCCUCUACCGUUCCCAUGGCAUUAUUUUGCCUGGAUGGUUUGUGUAGGGUGAUUGUGUUGAAGCCCCAAUCAUACCAAUAUAGAUCAAUGUUCAUUUAACUUAAAGUUGUCGUAAUGAAAAUCGUCCAUUCGCACAGAAAAACAUAAAAUCAAGGAAGGAGGGGAGGGAGAGUUUUCUUCCGUGAGUUGUCAAAGAAAAAAUGAGCUACCCUGAAGUUUCCACACCUCGAUCUUGCAUCGAAUAUAUAAUAUAUAAACCUAAAAACGCCAAUAAAAACCACGGGGGAAAAAUACGAAGGCAAAGCGAACGCGAAGGGAAAGCAAAGGGAAAGUAAAGGAUUAAAUAAAAAUAUCGAGUGAAUAGCAAAGCCUGAUUGAAAAACUAGGAAAAGGGCGUUGAAAGAAAGGAUAGAAAUUGUGCCUCACGGUGCCCUUUUGAUCACACGUGCCUGGGCGAACUGCCAUCUUUUCACAAUUCCCUGCGCUUUGCUUGGAUUCUUUCGAAACAAAAUGGCAAAACAUCCAAGAUGCAACAUAUUAGGGUUUUCAUAUCUCGCCAUCCCAGUAAAACGAUCAUAAAACCUGCUUACAUAUCGGAAUUUGAACGCAGGAUAUUGAGAGUAAUGCUAGGGGUCAUUCUUCCAUUGUGAGGGAGGCAUCGACUUGCAAGUUCCCUCUCCGUAAAAACGCAGCGAUAGCGUGCAAAUUCCAAAUUGUAUGAAAAAAUAUAUAUAUAAAAUAAGGAACAGGAUUAAAAGAGGCGGGACGUCGCAGUUCCGGGAGCAUCCGGGUUUGAAAUGCCCUUUGCUUUGUCGAUAUAUUCGUUGCCGGGGCUCUUAUAUUUGGUCGCAAACAUUUUUUCAGAGUUCCUACUUAGCCAUAUCGCGAGCUUGGAUAAUUCUUCACGCAGACGGUUUGUGGACUCUUGGCCUAGGUUUGUCUGCGCGAGAAGCUCAGGUAACGAGGCUGUGAAAAGAAAUGAAAUACGUGUCAGUUCUAGUUUGCAUAUAUAGGUAGACUGGAAAACAGCAUUGGAAUAUUUUGGUAGCGGCGCAGGGUUAGCUUAGUUGAUAAAAUGAACAGAAAGUCUUACCGAAUAAUCUGGCUAGAUGUUCCGCUCCAUAUACAUCGCAAGGUCCCUUGUCCACGAAACCUUCGGCCGCAGAUUCCCAUUUCUUCUGCAGGAUGUGAUAUUGCUCUCUUUCAAAACUGUAUAGCAAUAGUCGGCCAAGGCAUUUAUCGAAGUAUUCUCUCACGCCAGAUAACACUUCUUCCAGCACAUCCACUUGUGCCUGUGAAGUUCUCUUGACUUUUUCC